CUUCAGCGAACAACACACUCAAUCAGGAUGAUUCGCUUCAUCUUGAUUCUGGUGGCCUCGAGCCAGAUCGUUCUCGCCCAAUACUACGGUUCUUUCUCGAACUCCCCGCAGUACCGUUCGACCGCCGGGAUCGCCUCCCAGAUCAAGAACCUGACCAGAACCUGGGUCGCCGGAAACAACACCCUUCCUCCAGCAGCCUACAAAACUGGUGUGAACUACGACAAAUUGGCCCAAACCCGUCUGGCACCGGCCAUUCUCGUCGAUCCGGAGGAUCUUGAGCUGCCGGGAACGUUCGACGCCAGACAGAAAUGGCCGCAGUGUAAGAGUUUGAACACUAUCCGUAACCAGGGCUGCUGUGGAUCUUGUUGGGCCAUCUCGGCUGCCUCGGCCAUGUCCGAUCGUUACUGCACCGUAUCCAAAGGCAAGGGAGAAUUCACGUUCGCAACGACCGAUAUGUUGGCUUGCUGUCACGCGUGUGGAGAUGGCUGCAAGGGAGGCCAACUGGGACCGGCCUGGCAAUACUGGGUCGAAAAGGGUGUAUCCUCGGGAGGACCAUUCAACUCCAAGCAGGGUUGCCAUCCGUACCCGAUCGAUAUUUGCGAUCCUUCCGGUGAGGAAGCUGACACUCCCAAGUGUUCCAAGAAGUGCCAGAAGGGCUACAACGUAACGAACGUUUGGGAAGAUCGCCGCUACGGACGGGUUGCUUACUCCAUCCCAGCCGACGAGCAGAAGAUCAUGGAGGAAAUCUACAUCAACGGACCGGUUCAGGCUGCGUUCGUUGUCUUCGAGGACUUCCACGCGUACAAGAGCGGUGUCUAUCGGCACGUAUGGGGACACGUGGUCGGAGGACAUGCCGUCAAGCUGAUCGGAUGGGGCGAGGAGAACAACGUCAAGUUCUGGCUGGCAGCCAACUCCUGGGGCGAGGAAUGGGGCCUUAAUGGAUUCUUCAAGAUCGCACGAGGCGAAAACCAGUGCGGCAUCGAGCAGAACGUCCACGCUGGCCUGCCGAGCUACCAGAAGCACCUGGAGUAUGAAGGGAUCUUUUUCUGAUUAAAGAUUUUUGAGAUGUAAGAAUCUGAAAAAG
Molecule: messenger RNA, 1084 nt
Organism: Ochlerotatus camptorhynchus
Lineage: Eukaryota; Metazoa; Arthropoda; Insecta; Diptera; Culicidae
Product: cathepsin B-like
Exons: 1
Coding region: 28-1050 (340 amino acids)
Cellular component (GO): lysosome
Molecular function (GO): cysteine-type endopeptidase activity
Source: RefSeq, a predicted model, not a curated record